Molecule: messenger RNA, 1188 nt
Organism: Aspergillus puulaauensis
Lineage: Eukaryota; Fungi; Ascomycota; Eurotiomycetes; Eurotiales; Aspergillaceae
Product: U2 snRNP complex subunit CUS2
Exons: 6
Coding region: 1-1188 (395 amino acids)
Biological process (GO): mRNA splicing, via spliceosome
Cellular component (GO): U2 snRNP; U2-type spliceosomal complex
Molecular function (GO): RNA binding
Source: RefSeq, a predicted model, not a curated record
AUGGCGCUACAGGAACCCCAGCACGACGCGACCAACUCUCCGCCCCCAUUCAGCAACUUUCCCCAAGAUCCUUCGGACUUCGACAGCGACCCUCGAAUCUCCUUCUCCAAGUUGGACGACAAAUUCAUUUUGGAAACAGAGGAUGGACAGGAAUAUAGCUACGAUAAGAUAUUGAAGCGAUGGAUUCCGACGGUCGAUGAUGACUUGCUGAAACAACAGCAAGAAGCCUACAGAGUUCAGGGGGUGGACGACGAUGAGCAAGAAACUGCACAACAGCUCAAGAAGAAACGGAAACAACAAGGAAAUGGAGAGGGUGACUCACAAAAAGUGAAGAAGCAGCGCGUUAAUACUGCAGUGUACGUUACGUCCGUUCCCCUCGAUGCCGAGUUUGAAGAAAUUCGAGAUAUCUUUUCGAGGUGCGGCGUCAUCGCCGAGGAAAUUGACAGCGGGCGGCCGCGCAUCAAAAUGUACACGGAUGACGAUGGGAAAUUCAAAGGCGAGUUACUCGUUGUUUACUUCCGACCGGAGUCGGUCAACCUGGCAAUUCAAAUGCUGGAUGACUCCGACUUUAGACUGGGUGUUACAGGGCCACAGGGACCGAUGCGGGUUCAAGCUGCAGACUUCUCCUUCAAAAGCCAACAAGAGGCACCAACAAAGACCAACAUGCGGGAUAAGAAGAAGAUCAUCAAGAGGACCCAAAAAUUGAAUAACAAACUCACGGAUUGGGAUGACGAUGAGCCCGCUGCAUUGGUGGAUACAAACUCCAGAUUCGAGAAGGUUGUGAUACUCAAGCAUAUGUUUACACUUCAAGAGUUGGAUGAGGAUCCCGCAGCUAUCCUUGAUAUCAAGGAGGAUAUCCGUGAUGAGUGUUCCAAGCUUGGGGAAGUGACAAAUGUCGUCCUCUACGACAAGGAAGAAGCAGGGGUCGUUAGCGUCCGAUUCUCGAACCCGGAGUCAGCAAAAGCUUGCGUGAAGCUUAUGAACGGCCGUUUUUUCGGAGGAACAGCCGUCGAGGCGUAUAUCUCAGAAGGGAACGAGCGCUUCCGCAAGUCCAACGAGAAACGCGCAGCGCUCGAAGACUUGGCUGAAAGGGGAUUCCAUGCUGAGGAUGAUGACGAAGACCAACGAUUAGAUGAAUUUGGCACCUGGCUAGAGAGCUCGCACCAGGUGGAAAACACGGCCAAAUGA